Messenger RNA from Symbiodinium necroappetens, 1764 nucleotides. The record is from the annotation of a GenBank genome assembly. Lineage: Eukaryota; Dinophyceae; Suessiales; Symbiodiniaceae.
AUGUGUCAUCCGCGUAACGAUGGUGGUUGCCGUAUGCCAACCGAGAAUGAGUACAACAGACUUGUGGGCCUUCUGGCAAAUCCCGCAACCAUCGCUAGCGCCAGUCUCAAAUACUUGUUGAUGCAGAAUCUCUUCGUGUGUUCAGGCCUCCUACUUGUCCACGGCUGCUCUGAACCAAGUAAGCAGGAACAGCUGCGAGGUCAGCUGAGGUCGCUGCAGAGGGAGUUCCGCCAGAGCAUCCGAAGGGGUUGCAGCAGCCCGGAAUGUGGUAUUUUCUGCGCCGAUGCCUUCUACAAUGCAUGCCGCGAGCGCCUGGAAGGGCACUGGGAUAACAUACGCCCCUACCUGGGCUUGGAGACAGAGAAUGUGACCAUCAUAGCUUUAAACCGGGCAUCUGGGGCAAGCAUUUCAGAGGAGUGCGAAGAGCACCUGAGGUUGUUCAAAGCAGCCCUGCCGCAGGGAAAAAGCAGCCGAGUCCAACUGCUGGAAGAUGCUGAGGCAUCGCUAGGGGUACUGGCAAACACCAAUGUUCUCAUUGUGGUGGGCCAUAACCGGUCUGCAGAUCAACUGGACCUGCUAGUACAAAAGCUUCUACGGGCCUUCUCGCAGCCACGGCCAAGCCUCGAUCUCGUGGUUUUCGGAGUCUGCAAGUCCUUCUGCGCGGGUCAGCUUCUAGCUGAUGCAGGCAUCCCGAGCAUAUGCUACGAGGGCGAACCCCAGGCCGAACACACGUGGGCUUUCGAUGCAAGCUUUCGGGAUGAGCUACUGAAAGGCCCAGACCCGUCCACCUUGAGUUCUGGAAGCGUGCUGCAGUCUCAGAUACAAUCGGCAUUCGACCGUGCCUCCGCAGACUUGCUUUCUGAUGGACAGCGUCCACGUCUAUGCAUGCCCAGCAAGAUAGGGCGGCUUCGCCACUGGCUUCGGAAGUACCGAUAUGCGGCGACAGGUCUGCUCGCAGCCUUUCUUCUUGCCAUGUCCGUAGUGAACGUGUGGAGGAUCCACAUCAGGCCGCGAGUCUAUUCGAGCGAGGUAUUACGGCCUUGCCGAGGGGCAGAACCCUUUUCUUUGGAGGAGAUCACUGGGGUCUUGAGUGUCGCCCUGAGGUGGGACUUGACCUGCCAUGAUCCACGGAAGUCCAUGCUUCAAGACUGGAUCUGGGGCCUUUGGACCCCAGAAUCAAUGAUCAGAGUGGAUAAGUAUACCUCCGAGCGUGUGAAGCCCACGUAUCUGUUGAUGUCCCACACUGUGGUCAGAGUUGAUGAAGCAGUGCACAGUUUUUUCGCGAAAACUGGUUUCGGGUGCCAUUUCAUCAUCAUGCGGGAUGGUAACUUAGUCCAGCAAGUGAAGGAAGAGCACAAAGCCUUUGUCAUCAGAGGAUGCUUUGAAAGAAAUGUGUCCGGCAACUGCACGGCGUUGGAGGCCAACGCACACACUAUAGGCGUCGCUUUUGAAGGCAAUGGCUGCGUGCAAAACUUCACCAGCAUGCAGUACAACACAUUGGAAUACCUAAUCACUAUGCUGCGCCAACGGGGAUACAAUAUCCCAGAUGAGAAUGUCCUGCCGAUAACAGCGGCGGACUACGUCCCAGGUAGACACGUGGCACCAGGGCGUUAUUUUGAUUGGCCGCGGGUCAGGCAAGCACUACCCAAAAUGGAGUUUCAUGGCUCCUGGUAUGGAGCACCACUGCAUGCGAGGAAGCAGUGGAUGCAAACCGUGUCAUCUCACUUCGAAGCCAUGGGGAAUGCGAAGGCCGACUAUCGGUAG